GAACGCCUCCAGGAAAAGAAAUUAAAUGCACACACACAGAGGCACCCAGGGACGGCCGAUUUGAAAAUAUUCCUGAGAACGCAAUUUGCGCUCAUGCGGCAGAGCGUCACAUGAAAGAGGCCGCCUGAAGAGCUGGCUGGCACAGGUUUAUUUUGUUGUAGUAUUUUCUUCCACCCCCCAGCUCUUUACCCAGUGGAAUGAUAUCCAGAGCAAGUUUUUCGAGACAGGAAGUGAGGAAUGUUUUCACUAUGAGUGAUCUGAGAAGAAGGUGGGUUAGCCGAGCUAGCAGCUGCUUGGGACAAGAGGAGCACAGAAAGUCAGUUCCCGAGGAAUACCGAUGAGAUGGCUCCGGCAGGAGAAGGCUUGGAGCGCUGGGGGCUGUGUUCGGCUGCACGUAUGUGAGAGGAGACCUGCUGUCUUUGGGUCGCUGUGCAAGGACUCCAGUGGAUGUCUCUUCUCCUUGUCUCUUGGUGGAAAACUUGCUUGGCUUUAAUGGAUACUGCUGCUGCUGGUUGAUCUCUGGAGACUUUACAGCUCCUUACCUUUUGAGAGGAGGUGAUUUCUCGUCACCCCUCGAGGUCUCAGUGGUAGUAGCUCUUUAUCACUAACCAUCACUGGGGGAAAGAGAAGAUGCCUCUGCCUUUUGGGUUAAAAUUGAAACGAACUCGACGUUACACAGUAUCCAGCAAGAGCUGCUUGGUGGCUCGUAUCCAGCUGCUCAACAAUGAAUUUGUGGAGUUCACACUGUCAGUGGAAAGCACGGGCCAGGAAAGUCUGGAAGCAGUGGCUCAGAGGCUUGAAUUGCGGGAGAUUACAUAUUUCAGUCUCUGGUAUUAUAAUAAGCAGAAUCAACGCAGAUGGGUAGAUUUGGACAAGCCUCUAAAAAAGCAGCUGGACAAAUAUGCCUUAGAGCCAACUGUGUAUUUUGGAGUAGUAUUCUAUGUGCCUACUGUUUCUCAGCUUCAGCAGGAGAUUACCAGGUAUCAGUAUUACUUGCAAUUAAAGAAAGACAUAUUGGAAGGCAACAUUCCUUGCACAUUGGAACAAGCAAUACAUCUGGCUGGUUUGGCAGUUCAGGCGGAUUUUGGAGACUAUGAUCAGUAUGAAUCUCAGGAGUUUCUACAAAGAUUUGCUUUGUUUCCAGUGGGUUGGCUACAAGAAGAAAAAAUAUUGGAAGAAGCAACACAGAAAGUUGCCUUACUACAUCAGAAGUACAGAGGCCUUACUCCUCCUGAUGCAGAAAUGUUAUAUAUGCAAGAAGUAGAAAGAAUGGAGGGAUAUGGUGAAGAGACCUAUCCUGCAAAGGACAGCCAAGGAAGUGACAUAUUCAUUGGAGCAUGUCUUGAUGGUAUCUUUGUGAAACACAAAAAUGGUCGUCCUCCUGUUGUAUUUAGGUGGCAUGAUAUUGCCAACAUGUCCCACAAUAAAUCCUUUUUCGCAUUAGAAUUGGCAAACAAAGAAGAGACAAUUCAGUUCCAAACUGAAGAUAUGGAAACAGCAAAAUAUGUGUGGAGGAUGUGUGUGGCUAGACACAAAUUUUACAGACUAAAUAAAUGCAGCCUAGACUCCUUGGACUCUCCACCUGAGGAGGGCUCUCAGAAAUCUUCCCUCAUUCUUUCCCUUCCACGCUUUCCAAUCCUUUCUCGUCCUUCACUUCCCAAAGGACAAACUCAGCCUGUUACAGUGAAUCCUGUUAGAAGACGAUCUUCAUCCAGAAUGUCCAUGCCCAAGCCUCAGCCUUUUAUGAUGCCUCCACCACCUCAGCUGCAUUACAAUGGUCAUUAUAGUGAACCAUAUGCAUCUUCCCAAGAUAACCUCUUUGUGAGCAAUCAGAAUGGAUACUACUGUCACUCCCAGACUAGCUUGGAUAGAACCCCUCAUGACUACAGUGGUCGGAUCCGCAAUGGGAGUGUGUAUAGUGCACACAGCACAAACUCCUUGAACAAUCCACAGCAUUACUUGCAGCCAUCCCCCAUGUCCUCUAACCCAAGCAUUACUGGAAGUGAUGUCCUCAGAACUGAUUAUGUCCCAUCACACAGACACAGUGCACUAAUACCACCUUCUUAUCGUCCCACACCAGACUAUGAGACUGUGAUGAGGCAGCUCAACAGGGGGAUGGUGCACACAGAUAGGCAGAGUCAUUCAAUGAGAAAUCUUAACAUCAGCAACUCGUAUGCUUACAGCAGGCCUGAUGCCUUAGUGUACAGCCAGCCUGAAAUUCGAGAGCAUGCCCACUUUGCUGCCCCACAGUCUAACCAUUAUCCAUUUAACCUGAACUACAGCUUCCAUAGCCAAUCCCCCUAUCCCUAUCCUGCUGAAAAGCGCCCAGUUGUUGGGGCAGUCAGUGUGCCUGAGCUGACAAACGUGCAGCUCCAGUCUCAGGAUUACCCAGCCCCAAAUAUAAUGAAGACUCAAGUCUAUCGACCACCUCCCCCAUACCCGUACCCAAGACCUGCAAAUAGUACUCCAGACCUUUCUCGACACAUCUACAUCAGCAGCAGCAAUCCAGAUCUUAUCACAAGGCGAGUGCACCAUUCUGUCCAGACAUUUCAGGAAGACAGCCUGCCUGUGGCACAUUCUCUUCAGGAGGUCAGCGAACCUCUAACAUCAGCACGCCAUGCUCAGCUGCAGAAAAGGAACAGUAUUGAAAUAGCAGGCUUGACUCCCAGCUUUGAAGGAAUAAGAAUUAAAGAGAGGACCAUGUCAGCUUCUGCAGCAGAUGUGGCUCUUCCAAGAGUUAUCUCAGAAGGGUCACAGCCCAACAUUCUCAUGGAGAGAACGAAGCAAAAAGAAGGUGAGCAAGAAGAAUGCGUGAACUGUGAUCACAAAAAAACCCUUUCAGAUGCCACUAUGCUGAUCCACAGUAGUGAGGAAGAAGAAGAAUUUGAAGAAGAGAAUAAGGCCAGUACAAGUCUUUCUCCUCUCCCUGAAGAUCAAACCCAACUUUCGUCUGUUAUGGGAGGUUAUUCUCAUGAUUCAGUACUAAACUACCCUUACAGCUCUGUUGCUUCAUCUGCUGGCGCUUUGCAUAUUCUUGAGCCUAAAUUACAUAUCACAGAGGCAGAAAAAAGAAUGAAAGAUAUGAGCCCUGUUCAUGUACUAGUAGAAAGCCAGGUACAAAGAAGAGGGGAAGGACUGCUUACUCCAUCUAUGUCAGAAUCUGAUCUUACAACAUCAGGGAGAUACAGAGUAAGGAAAGAUUCAGUAAAGAAGAGACCUGUGUCCGAUCUUUUGUCUGGGAAGAAGAAUAUUGUGGAAGGCCUUCCCCCUCUAGGUGGUAUGAAGAAGAAUAAAAAUGAUGCAAAAAAAAUGGGGCCUCUGAAGCUAGCUGCCCUAAAUGGACUGGCAUUGACUAGAAUGCCUCUGCCAGAUGAGGGGAAGGAAGAAUCAACAAGAGCAACAAAUGAUGAACGAUGUAAAAUGCUGGAGCAGCGGUUGGAGCAGGGGAUGGUGUUCACGGAAUACGAGCGCAUCCAGAAGAAAAGGCUGAUGGACGGCGAGUGCUCAAUAGCUCGGCUGCCUGAAAAUGCUGAGAGGAACCGCUUCCAGGACGUCCUUCCUUAUGAUGAUACCAGAGUAGAGCUGGUCCCAACCAAAGAAAAUAACACGGGGUACAUCAAUGCAUCUCAUAUCAAGAUCUCUGUUGGUGGCAUAGAGUGGGAUUACAUUGCCACACAGGGCCCUUUGCAAAAUACAUGUCAGGAUUUCUGGCAGAUGAUCUGGGAACAAGGGAUUGCCAUCAUAGCUAUGGUGACAGCAGAGGAAGAAAGUGGGAGAGAAAAAAGCUUCAGAUACUGGCCACGUCUUGGCUCAAGACACAACACUGUGACAUACGGAAGAUUUAAGAUUACCACGCGAUUCCGUACCGACUCAGGCUGCUAUGCAACUACAGGUUUGAAGAUUAAACAUCUUCUCACAGGACAGGAGAGAACGGUUUGGCAUUUGCAGUAUACUGACUGGCCAGAGCAUGGCUGUCCAGAAGAUUUAAAGGGAUUUUUAUCGUACUUGGAGGAGAUUCAGUCGGUGCGGCGCCACACGAACAGCACGGCAGAGCCCAAGAGCUCGAAUCCGCCCCUGCUGGUGCACUGCAGCGCGGGCGUGGGGCGGACUGGGGUGGUCAUACUGGCAGAGAUCAUGAUCGCCUGCUUGGAACACAAUGAGAUGCUGGACAUCCCACGAGUGCUGGAUAUGUUGAGGCAGCAGAGAAUGAUGAUGGUGCAGACUCUUUCACAGUACACGUUUGUCUAUGGAGUUCUCAUUCAGUUUCUCAAAAGUUCUAGACUUAUCUAAUGCCUGCCACUUCCUAAGAGACUCUGCAAGAGGUUACAGAAAGAAAAUCAGAGUUGUGCAGACCUGCUCUCACUGGUGUUCUCUUUGUAUGAUGAAUCACAGCGUUACCAUUUAGGGCUGCCAUGUGACUGUUAAACGCGAGUCAGUGUAACAGUCCCUGCACAGCAGGAUCUCCGCUGGACUGAAUUCUUCCCAUGGUCAGCCACAGUCACAUUAAGGAAUGAUUUAACUUGCACAUGUUCUUUAGAGUGGUGUUACUCUGAGCAAAAUAAGUGUCUUAUGGAAUGGAGGUAUAUAGUACAAUUUUACUAACAUUAUGUUUUGAAACAUACUUGUUGACUGUGCAAAAGCUAAAAUCUGUAGGUGCACAUGGGGUCAGAAACCUGCCCCUUGGGAAUGUCAAGGUCUUAUGCAGUUUGAUUCUGCUUUCAAUUUUAUAUUUAGAACAAUACAUCUGUAUUUUUAAAAAUGAACAUUUGGUUUCCUCUAGUUUACUUAGCAAAAUGAGCAGCUCUUAGAUAUUUUAAGCGCUGCUUUAAAGACACUUAUUUUUAUAUUCGGGAUUUUUAAAAUUAAAAACAGAAAAUGUUUUAAACAUAACUAUAUUUUCAGAGGAAAAGACUGACAAUGUUUGAAACAACUUUUCAAAAAUCGUGCAGAAAGUCCUAGGGAAGCUUUUGGUAGUUAGUUGGACUGCCAUAUAAUAGAGCAGACAAGUGAAAGAUAAUGGUAACUGUUGAUAACUUUCAUUUGAGGGGAGACAUGUUUACCUGCAGCGGGCAGGGGAAAAAUAUUUUAAGUAUCUACAAGAUAUUGGAAACAAAUGGAUGAGAGAAAAUGCAUAUUCAGUAUUAUUCAUAUAUUUAGAGGACAGUUUGAUUUUACUGGCUGAAAUCAAAGUGGAUGCAAAUGUUUUAAGCACUUUUUUUUGCUCUGUUAUUUAUGUAGCUAAAUAUAGAGACUAUAAUCAUGCAUUGUUUCAUUUGGUAAUAUACCAUUACUAACCUGUUAUUUUAAGAAGAGCUUUUUAAGUUGAUGAAGUGAGAGAACUAAAAUGGGAGUAGGAAGGUGCGGAGUGGUGAAGUGGAAAUGAUUGUAUGAAGUGUAAUGGAGGAGGUGUGGCAGCUAUGAUUACUGGUUUACACAGUGCACAGAUGACCUUAAAAAAUGCUAAUGUUCCCAGCCAAGAAAGCCAGUAAAGCACUGGAAGUUUCUGUAGAAUCCUCCAGAUUAUUUUGUUAGUGAUAGAGCACAUUUUGCUAAUGCUGUGCAGCGUUGCAGAAGAAGAGAUCCUAGAGGAAACACUGGAGAUGUGGGUAAUUUAGUAGCUGUGUAGGUGGCUGAGUCAGUGGCUGUGGCAUGGACCUGAGGUAGGCAGGUACAGCCUACUGUAGUUUCCAUUUUGUCCCAUGGGGCUGGUCAAAUGACAAUAUCCCUAAAUAAUCAUCUGUGGUUUUCCGUGGGGACAGCGUGGUUUUUGCUGCCUUUCCAAGUGUUUUGAGAUGCUGAGUUGAAAAUCCCUAUUCCAAAUUGGGCUGUAGUUUUUAGAUAUCUUGUUUAAUUUUAAAAAAUCCCUAUAGUAGACCAGUGUGCAGGUAUGGUUAAGUGUACAUUUCCCUUGAAGUGAAACUAAAAGCCAGGUUUAUUAGUACUGAAAUUGUUAUUUUUCUGAGUUCUAACAAGGGUUUCAAAACUCUUAAAUCCCCUUCAAAACAAUAGUUGUGUUCCAAAGCAUGAACUAAGAAUUAUAAGUAGGUUGCCUACAUUUCCUCUGUAGUAAGCUGCUUCCAUGAAUUUAAACACAUGGUCCAAAAGACAUUGUGCUAAUAUGUCACCUUAUACAAAAUAUAUUACUUUUAGGUACACAAUAUUGAUCUGGUGCUUUCAGGUCUGCUUGGAAGCAGUCUGAUUUGUUGUACUCUCAGUAUAAAUUAGAUUGAAUAUUUCAGACUAGGGAAAAGAAAUGUUGUUCUUACAUAAAAUGCCUAGGAAUUGUUAAUUGCCAAAUAUAAAACUGGAAAUCCAGAGGAAACCAGGUACUGAAGACUGAUUAUAUAUAGCCUUGAAAACAUACCAAUCUGACAUAUCCAUGUUGACAGAAGUAUUGAAAGAAGCAAACAUACUUAGCUAUUUGUGUCAUACUGGGUUUUAAAAACAUUGUUAAUUUUUGCCACAGUUCACUUCUAUCUGCAGAAAUCUUUUUGAAUGGGAGGGCAGGCUCUAAAAUGUAGCUUGUGCCUUUUCCAUUUCUGAACUUUGCACUGUGAUCUUCGUAACCUGAUAGACGCAGUUUCAAUGACAUGAUGGACAACCAGAACUUCAAGCAGCAAUUCUUGAGACAGAACAUCAGCUGUGAGGUGCUAAAAGGAGCAGUUAUAACAAACAAUUUAUUCCAGUAUUUAUGGGAUUAUCUGAGGUGGGUGAGGAAAUGUGUGUCUUCUGGUUUAUCUUUCUGUUUCUAGCUAAAAGAAGUUGUGUUCACUUUCAGAGGUGGUUGUGCUCAAAUCUGGUAGUUACAGUUUUGGUUUUGUAGAGUAACACUGCUACCUCCUCCCCUUCAGCUUUCAGUUCUGUCCAUCAGCAGUCUGCUUUUGCAGUAAUAGACUUGACCUUAUUAGACUUGACUUUAUGUGAAUUUUUCUACUGAACACUGUAGGAUUGCUUUUUUUUGUAAGCAUAUGGCUCCGAGUGAGUGUUGAAAAUAAGAAGUUUCUCUUCUAGAUACCAAGUGAAAUUAAACUUCACAACCCUCUAUAAAAAUAUUUUUUAAAACAUUGUUUAGUUGUUCAGUUAACUUAUAAAUGACUAUUCAAUUUUUAGCACUUUUGUUCUGAGCCUUGAAAAGGGAUGCAUUUUUACAUGUAGUUGUGCUUGUUGCUUCAUGAAGUUCUGGAUGUUUUAAGAAUAUCCACUGUCCAAAUCCAGUCACAAUGUGAGUCAGAGGUGGAUUUAUUUGUCAAAAAACUUAAAAUUUCUCUAAAAGCCUGUCCAAUUUUGCCAAAUGUGUAUCUGUUUUUAUGGGGAUGAAAUCAGAUGAUUAUGCAAGAUUUGAACAGAGUUUGUUAAGUAAGAAAAGUUGUAUGAAAAAUUCUUGCAGCAAAUGGCAAAGAUGAUGCUGAUCUCUAGGGAUGUCAGAGCUCUCAGGGACAAAUAAAGGUGCUAUAUACUGUCAAGAGACAGAUUUGGUGGUCUUUUGUUGACUAGGUAGGAGAUGCUUUCUAGGAUCAAAUUAUGUGGAGAGACAGGAGAAGAACAUGCAAACUGUAGUAAGGACUUCCGCAUAUUUGAUUUCUUUCUUAGUUGCUCUGAUGAGAGAUUUUUUGGCCAGUGAACCUUUAUAGUCUUGGGCUAAAACCUGUUCUCUAAGAAGCUAAAUCAGAGCCCUGUCCAUUACAGAGAUGUCACUGACAGCUGGGUUAGCUUCAGGCUGCAGGUCCCGCCUGGCCCUGUUGGGUGAGGGAGAAGCUUUGAGGUGCACAGGGGAGUUUUGCAUAGCCUCUGCAGCCUGCACAGAAGUGCUCUCCUUUUCUACUGUCCCCCAGGAAGAGCAGGAAAAGUUUUAUGCCUUAGUAUUUCUCUCAUUGGAAUACCUUUCACACAAGUGAACAAUAAAAGUGCAGGGUGAUACAGUUUAGAAAAACGUUUAAUUCAAAGCAGGUGACCAAGGCAGUGUUCCUGUAUUUCUGUGGAUGAAAAGCUGCUCUAAGUUAAAAUACAGUAAUAACAAAUAAAAAGAAAAUAUUUACUAAGGUGGACAAGAUUCUUGACAUUUUACGUUUGGCUCCUAUUGUAAUCCUGUGUAUCUCUUUUUGAAGCGGGCAACACUUGGAGCAAUUUUCUCCAAAAUGUCUCCUUUAAAUUUAAUAAGUAAGACUGAGGCUGCUGCUUCUGGUGCUGCUGCUGCAUAUUUUGUGUUGGAGCAGCUGUUAAAGUUGAGUGGCUCAUAUAUUUUGAUGGCUUCUGGACCAAACUUGGAAACUGCAGGGUUGUUUAUCAUGGUUGUGUAAUGAGACCUCAGUUUUAAUCUCAAUAGCAUUACUAAAUCCCCGGACUUAAAAACAGUGAACCCAUUACUCAAUUUCAGUAGUUCAAAUUAUCUAUUUAAAAGAAUCAAUGCUUCAGAACUAAGUGCUAAGAACUCAGUGCUUUAGUGUUUAGGGUUGAGGUUUUUUGUGAUAGAGCGAAGUUGUGGAAAGCCAGAGUCCAGCCCUGCAAGAUGCAAAAUUCCUGCAGUUCUUCAUGAUUCCGUAGGAAUUAGAAUGGGCUUACUGCCAGUGAAAGCUUGAGCCCUUGAAGCAUGAAUAUGCACGUCUGCUUUAAAUUUAAAUACAGAUUACAAGAAUUAACCAAAAGAAUGCAGCAGGAAUGUGCAUAUGGGAAAGUACAACAUUCAGAGGAAAAGUAGAUGAGAGUUCAAAAGAAAUUCUCUUGUGCAAGAACAGAAUUUUGGACAUAGAGAGUCAGGAUUUGAGGAGUGGCAGAAGGCAUUUGGAGGAGGAUUUGGAAUGUUUGGUAUCCAAAGUAGAGCUGCUAGUAGGGUUUGAGUCAUAUGGUAUGUUUUUCAUGGCAUGGUAGGGUAAGUGAAUAUGUAGUCAUAGGUGUUAUUUUUACUGGCUUUUUAAAAUGUGAUUUUUUAAACUCCAAAUAUUUUUUCAGAGGCUGUUAUUUUUACAUAUCUUCCUUUCCAAAUGUAUUGAAUGCAAUCUGUCAGCUCAAUUUCUGUUUACUUACUACAGGUCAGAUUUUUCAAACCACAGUCUCUGGUUUUACAGAUACAAAAUGCAGGGGGAAUAGGCAUACUUGCAGUUUUGCAGUGAUAAUUUCUAAUGGAUGCAGGUGAGAUGAUUCAAAAGUCUAACUAUGUUUUAAUGAAGCCAGGUGUUUACAGUUGGUGUGAGUUGCACCAAUUUAAGGCUGGGCUAACAAUGAGACUCUUGAAAUGUGGAAUUCAUGUACUGAGAAGUUCUGUUGCAGUGAAGCAUUUGCGUUAAAGCAGUGUAAUACUGUGCGUAUUUAAAAAGAAACUGUUGCUAAAUAGCCUUUGGUUCUAUUCUUUGCUGUUUUCCACACCAUGCUGUGUUCAGUGGUGGAGAAUAACCUCCACUGUGUUUGUUUGGUUGAAAUCUAUUCUUCAGCUCUACUUAGGGAACGAAGAUAGAAAUCAAAUGUAAAGGAUCUAAUGAACAGAGUUUACAGCAGAUCCAGCCUGUGGCAAGUCAAAGAGCAAGUCUGUAGAUAUUGUAAUGUUCUUUUGGUUCAGAUAUGCAGCAAUUGAAACUACCAAAUUAUUAAUUUUAUGAGUUUCAGAAGGUGCCUGACUUUUAUAAAGGGAAUUAAAUGCUCUUUUUCCAUUUGGAAAUAUUUAGGUAAAAUUAGGAGACUUUCUUUUAAUAUACUUUAAAGACAUUGCAAAUACCAUUAUUUUUAGAAUGGUAGGAAAUUUGAUGGAGAAAACCCCUGUAAAAUCCUCCAGUCUGUCACCUUGCUAAUCCUGGAUAAUUCUGACAGACGAGGUGUGUAUGCUCUUUAUGAAGAUACUUGCUUAAAUUGCUUUGAAAUACCCAACUUACCUGUCCUCUUUGUGGCUUUUCUGGGAGCACUUGGAUGGAAAUUUAAGAAGCUUUACCUGGCAAAUCAGCAAGUAUGUACACUCCUGCACACUGCUGAAGUAUUUUCAUUCAUUAAAAGCAAACAGAUGCUAAGAAAUCCUAUCAGCAGUUUUGUAGGAUUGAGUCCUUAGUGUCAGAGGAACACAGGAUCUGGCUCCAUUUUCUUCAGUUUUCACUCGAGCCAGUAUGCAAGGAUUUAAAUGGAACUUUGUUUAAAGGUAGCAAACAUGAAGUAUUAUUUUCUAGUAGUAAGCUAGCAGUUAACAUGUCUAUUUUUUGCUGUCUUGCCACCAAUACUGUAAAAAUGUAUAAUCAAACCAGCUUUAAUUCUUGUAAAACUGAAAUUGGUUUGUAAAACAAUGUAUAAAUUGUGUUUCAUAGACAGAAAAGCUUGUAUUACUGAAUGUAAUAUAUGUGAAAUGAAUAUAUUAUAGUCUAUUUUUGCCAUGGAAAUAAAUAUUUGAAGCAAUUA
This is a messenger RNA of Catharus ustulatus (Swainson's thrush), 10371 nucleotides long. It is a transcript of the gene PTPN21, whose product is annotated as protein tyrosine phosphatase non-receptor type 21. Gene Ontology annotation, molecular function: protein tyrosine phosphatase activity. The transcript is spliced from 20 exons. Bases 631 to 4290 code for a protein of 1219 amino acids. Lineage: Eukaryota; Metazoa; Chordata; Aves; Passeriformes; Turdidae. The record is from RefSeq and is a predicted model, not a curated record. Gene Ontology annotation, cellular component: cytoskeleton. Gene Ontology annotation, biological process: protein dephosphorylation.